AUGUCGCUCGUGUCCGGCGAGAAGACGAACUUCCAGUACAUCUUGCGUCUGCUCAACACCAAUGUUGACGGCAAGCAGAAGAUCAUGUACGCCCUGACCAAGAUCAAGGGUGUUGGUCGCCGCUACUCCAACCUGGUCUGCAAGAAGGCCGAUGUCGACCUCUCGAAGCGUGCCGGUGAGCUUACCACCGAAGAGCUCGAGCGUAUCGUCACCAUCCUCCAGACCCCGACCCAGUACAAGAUCCCUUCGUGGUUCCUGAACAGACAGCGCGACAUCACCGACGGCAAGGACUCCCAGGUCGUCUCCAACGGUCUGGACAGCAAGCUCCGUGAGGACCUGGAGCGCCUGAAGAAGAUCCGCUCGCACCGCGGUCUGCGUCACUACUGGGGCCUGCGUGUCCGUGGCCAGCACACCAAGACGACCGGUCGCCGUGGCCGCACCGUCGGUGUCAGCAAGAAGAAGGGCUAA
This is a messenger RNA of Penicillium lagena, 468 nucleotides long. RefSeq names its product 40S ribosomal protein uS13. The coding region runs from base 1 to 468 and encodes 155 amino acids. Gene Ontology annotation, molecular function: structural constituent of ribosome; RNA binding. The record is from RefSeq and is a predicted model, not a curated record. The transcript has 3 exons. NCBI's taxonomy places the organism in Eukaryota, Fungi, Ascomycota, Eurotiomycetes, Eurotiales, Aspergillaceae. Gene Ontology annotation, biological process: translation. Gene Ontology annotation, cellular component: small ribosomal subunit; cytosol; ribosome.